GGAAAAAGUAAUAUCAGGUUCCCGCCAAAAUAAUACUCGUCGCUGGGUCUGGCGGUAAGCGGGCACCAUGGCGCCACUGUCAGAAGACGCGAUCACUGUUUUCAUUCCGUCUCGUGCUGUUUAGGAGUAUUUUCUGGAUCGUGAAAAUCGGAUUUUUCUACAAUUUAUCGGCUGUGAGUCGUCACCAUUGGUUCGAGAGAUGAUCGUUAAAAAUCAUUUUUGAGGUGUCCAAAGUGUAUUCGAAAAAUAUUUACGAGAAAACAGGAAGUGAAUCUAGCACGGAGGGAAGAGCAUUAAGCGAGAAGAGCCAUCUUGACGAAGCAAGCAUCGGCUUGUUCGUUAGCUCGUUCGUCUUAGGGACAAGAAGAAGAGGAAAGGAGUUGCGUGUGGCGGCAGCAAUGUCAUCUUUUCGAAACAAUUUCGAUAUCACGACGCGUUUUAGUUAUUUACGUUAACGCAAUAGUCGUUUUGCGUAAGGCCAAAGCCAUUUAACCGGGUGAUCCGCGUGCGUUAACACGAAAACGAAGGAAGAAGGGAGAAAGAAAGAGAAAGAAACAUAGAAAGAAAGAGAGAGAAAAAAAGACAGAAAGAAAGUCAAACUGUAUUUUCUGACUACGCUAAGCAAACAUAAUUUUUAACAAGAUGGAAGCAGACGAUGGCCCCUCGGCUGUCAAUACUAAUCCAGCUACUAUAAAAGCUGCACAAGAAGAAAUGGGACGAUUAGAUAUUUUGGUAUGUGGUCAGUGCCAUUCAGCUUUCCACUUUAUCGAAGAAUUUCAAGAACAUCGUACUAAAGAAGGCUCUUGUUCACACGUAUCACAUUUUCGUGACAAUACUAAUAAUGAACAAAAAGCACAAGUUUGGGCCUUCCUUUUGUGGAAAGAUACACAAAUUCAACACGAGAACUCUGAUAGAGACACUACUAAUUCAUGGAAGCUUUAUCAAAAAUGGUGUAAAAUGGAUACACACAUUAGAGAUACGUGGAUAACUGCAGGAAAAACUAUACAAACGUUUACUAAAAUAAGUAAUGCAAAGAUGCAGGAAGUUCCAAGGCAAACUAAUUCUAAUGCUGAAGGAACGAAACAAAUAGUAGUACGUAAAGUCAUUAGAAAUGGACAACCAGAGGAUGCAUCUGAUUCUAAGAAAGAUAUUAAAUCUUCCGAAGCUAAAUUACAAAAAGGCUUGGAAUCUACGGAGGGUGAAAUCGAUAAGAAAGAUAAACCAAAAAUGAAACCGACUUUUAAACCGAAGCCAGCGCAUAAAAUACCAAAAGCAGCAGGAGAAGAAGAUAGAGAUUCGAGUACUGAGGAAUACUAUAUAGAAAAAAUUUUAGCCAAACGUUUCAAUCCAAAAAAGAGAUGCCCGGAAUACUUACUCAAAUGGGAAGGUUAUAUACACGAUAGCAAUUCAUGGGAAGCAUUAGAAAAUGUUCCAAAUUGCAAGCACUUAUUAGAUGAAUUUGAAAGGAAUUUAGCUAAACAAAAAGAAAUGAAAGCAGCACAACAACAGCAAGCCAGUAAUAAAUUAUCAGGAAAAGUAGCGGCACAAAAAGCUGUUAUCAAAUCAGCAGAUGCCAGCAAGCCUGGCCCAAGCAAUGUGGUUCAAGCAGGACGUCCUAUGCGUUCGAGUAAAUCUAAAGCAAUGGAUCAAGUGAAGCAGUGGUGUGGUUCGAUGAAAGAUGAAGAGAGUGAUCUACUAGGAAAGAGAAGGAUAGACUAUUCUGAUAGCGAUUCAGAAGAAGCUGGUAGUAGUGCUGCUAAGAGGGCAAAGGGUGAUACUGGUAGCGAUGAAGAGUGGAGUGGAGAAUCAGAAGAAGAUAAGAUGAUGGGACGUAGUGAUGUAAUACAACGUGCAUUUAAUCGUGCAAACGUGCAAUCUAAUGGUUCUAACAGAACUGUUUCUACUACUGAUCUUGCAACUUCAUUGGGUCUUCAGUCACCAGAUGGAACUAAAUCAAAUCAAUCUCCAGUAUUAGUCGCAAAUGCUAAAGGCGUUGUUAAGGUGGAUCCUAAACAAAUGCCAAAUCUAACAUCUGGUGUCUAUGUUAUGUCACGAAAAGAUGGAAUUAUAAAGUUAGAUUCAUCUCCGAGUGGAAAACUCGCUGUCAAAGGUUCAUCUACAGCGCAAGGUGUUCUAAUGGUACAAAAUCGGGAUAACAGUAAUGUAAGAAAACAAGUUAUUUCAGCGAGUCAAUCCAACUCUAUCACUCCCGUUAAAGUAGUAUCGAAAAUGGAUGGAAGUCCGAUGGUAACACAAAUGAAGGUAGUUUCUAAGCCUGUUGGAUCUAAAGCAGGAGGUAUACAAAAAUCAGAACCUAUCAAAAUACAACCUAAACCAGACCCAUCACAAUUACAACAAAUACAUGUGGUAACUGCAGUACCAGCUCCUAUAACGUUACAACCAAGACUUAGUACGGGUAUACGUCCUAAUCCUGUUACAGUAUCACGUGCUGCUGAUGGUCGUCCACUGUUACCUAGACCAGCACUACGUGCAACUACUCCAACUAGUGUUCUUGGUAUUGGAUCACCUAUUCGUACUCCUGUUAAAGCACCAGCUCCUAGACAAUUACAGGGUCAACAAACACGACAAGUUUUGCACAAACGUACAACAGUUGUAAAUACUCCAGCUAGUUCACCUAGUACUACAUCGGUGACUCCUCCUAUUAAACCAAAAUUCACGGUACUCAGUUCACAAGGAAAGCAAGUUAUGAAAUCUAGUAGUCCCGCACAAAAUAAGCAAUCACCUAAAUCAGCAUUGAGUAAACCGCAGUCUCUGAUAUCGCCACAACAGAAAUUAUUAAUGGCAAAGAGAAAAGCUCAGGAGGCAGCAGGUUUGAUCAAGCCAGGUGGACGUGGCAUAUUGGCUAGCAAUCGUGCAUCUAUUGGACGUGGCAAAGCAAAACCUGUUGAAUCAUCAACAGUUAUUUCUCCUGGAAACAAACCUAAAGAAAGUAAAUUAGCAGAGGGAGAUGGACUUCAUAUGGAAUUUCAUGAAGUUGGCUCAGAGGAAAGCAGUAGCGAAGGAGAACCAGAACUUCCUCCACCCGAGGCCGAAACAAUUACAGCUACUGAACCUGAUAGUCCACCGAGACCAUUUACUUUGUGUCCUUUAACUGGACGUAUAAUUGGGCCUGAUGGCGAGCCAAUCGAACAGUCCAAUGAACAUGAACCUGAACCAACUCCUUCAACAACAUUACCAAAUGUUAAAACAGCUACAACUUCGGCUGAAAACACAGACACUAUUGCAACAACUACUACUGCUGAAUUAGUAUUACCUUCUCUUGAUUCCCUCACAGAAGCUGGUGGUAUUAUGAGAGUAGAAAUGAGUCCCGGUGGUACAACAGGUACUAUAGUCCAAACUAGCGAACCAGCACAAAUUCACUUACCAAAUGAAGCUGUAACUGCUCCAGAUCUUCCUUGCUUAGAUGAUUCAACGACAAAUACAGUAACAGUAACACCACCAACCACAACCGUAUCAACAUCUUUAACAGAAACAUCUGUAAGUGAGCCUACCAUCACGACGGGAGCAACAACAGCUACUGCAGUAACAUCUACCACAGUUACAUCUACUGAUGUAGUAAAUAAAUCAGAUGAGAAAAUAGCUGAGGAAAGAAAAGUAACCGAAGACCCAUCGAAUGUAGUAACGAUAGCAGGUGAAGAUGGUGUUUUAUAUCAAGUCACUGGAGAAGCUGACGAUGGACAAACUUUAUUAGUAACGCGAGGAGCGGAUGGUGAACAGCAAUGUGUAUAUGUUACAACGGAACCACAAGGUGAGGGAGGAGGAGUUUUAACGCUGGAUAAUGCAGUUGCUGAAGCAGUCGCACAAUUAAUACCUGACCAAGUUAAUCUUACAUCACAAUUCUAUGUAAAAGAAGGUGAUGCAGAGCCUACUGAAAACCCAAUGGUAAUGUCCAUAAUGGAUAACACAAAUGCAACUGAUGUUACUGGAUGUCAAGAGGAUAGUGAUGGACAAGCACAAGUUGUGGCUCAAGUUGUACAAGCAGAGGAGCCUACGCCAGGUGGAACGAGAAGAGUAGUGCUACUUCUGCCAGAUGGAAAUUUAAUGAUGACUGAAGUAGAUGAAGAACAAUAUGCUGCACUUGAACUCGACAAAUGAAGAUUUGUAUCAUUUAAACAUGUGUGAAGAGAAAAAUGACAAACCCCUGUGUCGAAUUAAAUAUUUACAUGAAUCUUCUAUAUUUAAGAGUGACCAUGGAUUGUAUAUAUGUAAGAACGAUUAAUUCGUACAAUUACAUUCAACAAAACAUUAAUUUUUUUCCAGCUAAACAAACAUGGUGCUGGUAAAAUUGUAAAAAAAAAAAAA
Messenger RNA from Polistes dominula (European paper wasp), 4323 nucleotides. It is a transcript of the gene Chro, whose product is annotated as chromodomain-containing protein chromator. The record is from RefSeq and is a predicted model, not a curated record. NCBI's taxonomy places the organism in Eukaryota, Metazoa, Arthropoda, Insecta, Hymenoptera, Vespidae.